This is a messenger RNA of Chaetura pelagica (chimney swift), 1163 nucleotides long. RefSeq names its product fibroblast growth factor 13 (gene FGF13). Gene Ontology annotation, biological process: cell differentiation; animal organ morphogenesis; positive regulation of gene expression. Lineage: Eukaryota; Metazoa; Chordata; Aves; Apodiformes; Apodidae. The record is from RefSeq and is a predicted model, not a curated record. Gene Ontology annotation, cellular component: cytoplasm. Gene Ontology annotation, molecular function: growth factor activity; fibroblast growth factor receptor binding. Bases 1 to 717 code for a protein of 238 amino acids. The transcript is spliced from 5 exons.
AUGGAUGACGCUCCCCCUGGCACACAGGAGUACAUUAUGUUACGGCAAGAUUCCAUCCAAUCUGCGGAAUUAAAGAAAAAAGAGUCCCCUUUUCGUGCUAAGUGUCACGAAAUCUUCUGCUGCCCACUGAAGCAAGUGCACCUCAAAGAGAACACAGAGCCAGAAGAGCCUCAGCUUAAAGGUAUAGUAACAAAGCUAUACAGCAGGCAAGGAUACCACUUACAGUUGCAAGCAGAUGGAACAAUUGAUGGAACAAAAGAGGAGGACAGUAGUUAUACUUUGUUUAACCUCAUACCUGUGGGUUUACGAGUGGUGGCGAUUCAGGGUGUUCAAACAAAAUUGUAUCUGGCAAUGAACAGUGAAGGAUACCUCUAUACAUCAGAACAUUUUACACCUGAAUGCAAGUUUAAAGAAUCAGUAUUUGAAAACUACUAUGUGACAUAUUCUUCAAUGAUCUACAGACAGCAACACUCCGGGCGGGGCUGGUACUUGGGUCUUAACAAAGAAGGAGAAAUAAUGAAAGGAAACCAUGUGAAGAAAAAUAAACCUGCAGCACACUUUCUUCCAAAACCAUUAAAAGUGGCCAUGUACAAAGAGCCUUCCCUCCACGAUCUCACAGAGUUCUCAAGAUCUGGAAGUGGGACCCCAACAAAGAGCAGAAGUGUCUCAGGAGUGCUAAAUGGGGGUAAAUCCAUGAGCCAAAACGAGUCAACGUAGCCAGGUUCAGGCCAGCCAAGUGCUCUCUAAACAGAACCUUACCUCUGGAUGCAGUUGAAUUCUUACUAGCAGUCUUUCAUCCAAACGUUCAAUUGCCCAGGACAAGCCACCGAACUUGCAUAGGUCACUCGUUUAUCAGCCAUUAGAUCUACUGGUUGUCAAAGGAUGUACCCCAAUAAUGUAGAAUAUGCUUGUGCGUAUCACAAGGCACUUGGAUAGCCAGCAAACAUAACUGCGGAGUAAAUCUCGGAGAAGAAAUGUCCAGCUCUUUCUCUCUCUUUCUUUUUCUCUCUCUCUUUCUCUCUCUCUCUCCUCUGCUUUGUGGAAUAUGAAACAAAAACAUUUCACAGCAUUCGCUGCUGAUAAGAAUUUGCUUUCCAACUCAGAAAAAGACCACUUUUGCUCUUCAACGGAAGUUUUAAUGCUUGUAUGUUUUAUAGGGGCAA